Suillus fuscotomentosus is the source of this 744-nucleotide messenger RNA. RefSeq lists its product as uncharacterized. The coding region runs from base 1 to 744 and encodes 247 amino acids. NCBI's taxonomy places the organism in Eukaryota, Fungi, Basidiomycota, Agaricomycetes, Boletales, Suillaceae. The record is from RefSeq and is a predicted model, not a curated record. The transcript has 6 exons.
AUGCGAAAACCAUCACUUCGAGCGCGGGCUUGGAUCUCUGACAUCUGCUAUGCACUCCUUGUCCUUGUUACCGGUUGUUUCUUUGCCAUAUCAUGUGCCUUGUUGUUGUCGCAGGCCAUCAGAACUUCACCUGUCAGGUCUUGGACAAACGACUGGGAUGCUGUAAUCAUUGCAGCAACAUACUUGCUUGUGUGCAUCAUAUCCAUCGCCCUCUGUGUGAAACGGCGAAUUGCAGUGCGUCGCCGAUUGCAGAGGAUUGCGAAGACGCACUAUUCGAUCGUUAGGAAGGAGGUUCCUCAGCCCGUUCAUGAGUAUAUUUCACAAGAAUUUGCGCGUUCUUGCUUGGUGGCAUAUGAAUCACAGCCAUGCAACACAGUCCACAGUGGGUGGGGUAGACCAGGAACUAGACUUAGCGGUAUUCGUUUUCGACGCGCUCUUCUUGAUACGAUCGCGGAAAUUGACGCCCGAGCACGUCUCGUUAUACCCAGUCAUCCAAAUUUGAAACCCCAUGCACGCAUGCUGCAUCAUUUCAGGUUUCUUCUACCACUCCUGCCAAAGGAUGAAGAUGGCCUCUCGGAAUUGCAUUACUACGAUUCAGCCAUACAACUUGCGCGAACGGUAGACAGGGAACCGACGGAAGAAGAAUAUCAGCGGGGAAUGAACGCUGUUGCUUCCAUUUUACAGAUGUUGUGGGAGUGCAGGUCGGAGAUGCUGGAAGAGUCCAGGAUGCAAACGAAUAGAUGA